This is a messenger RNA of Branchiostoma belcheri (Belcher's lancelet), 1746 nucleotides long. RefSeq lists its product as uncharacterized. The transcript has 10 exons. Gene Ontology annotation, cellular component: Cul4-RING E3 ubiquitin ligase complex. Bases 16 to 1686 code for a protein of 556 amino acids. NCBI's taxonomy places the organism in Eukaryota, Metazoa, Chordata, Leptocardii, Amphioxiformes, Branchiostomatidae. The record is from RefSeq and is a predicted model, not a curated record.
CCCUUCUUCCUGGCCAUGCUGGGGGAAAGGUACGGUUGGAUCCCCUCCAUGCAGGACGUUUCCUCGGAGAUCAGGGACAAGUACAGCUGGGUGGACCGCCUGUCCAUCACACACAUGGAGAUAGUCCGGGGCGCUGUCCGCUACAACAACCCCAACGCCGCGUUCUUCCUCAGGGACCCUGACUUCCUGAAGGACGUACCUCAGGGACAGCUCGGGAACUUUGUGGACACCGCGGAACUAAAUACGCAACAACAAAAGGUUGAUUUAUCCGGACUAGGAAGAUUUUGCAAGUUGGCGGUGAAGUUUCUGAAGACAGCGAUCGGGAGAAGAUACCCCGAGUCCAGGGGUAACCUGUCAGUUCGCGACCAAGCCGCUCUUCCACACACGGACUUUAUGGAGGAGAAGGGGCGGUUCCUGACCGGACGUGACGCGGAGAUGCAGAGGGUCGUGAACUUCGCCCUGUCCCAUUGGUCCAGAGAACCUUAUAAGGACAUCUGCAGGAUCAAUGACCUGUCGGAUGAUAACCCCAGUGUUGAAGAGCCGGCGGUUCUGAUUGGUGAUGACCCUGGUGCUGAAGAGCCGGCAGUUAUGAUUAGUUCGCGUCUUGAGCCCGAACCCGUGUCACGUGACCGGGCCCUGAUGGUGGUACUGGGAGAGUCCGGCACGGGAAAGUCGCUGUUCAUGGCGCGAUGUGCGAUGGAAAUUAGAAAGAUCUUGGACGAUGAGCAGUUGGAACUGCUGACGUCCUCCGCAGGUGCGGGGAACCCUGUGUGGCUUGCCCUGGCGUGUGAGGAGCUGAGGGUGUUUGGAGACUUCAACAGGCUGACUGAAAAGAUCAAAGCCCUUCCUGACUCCAUGGAGGGUCUGAUGCACACCUGCAUUACUCGAGUCGUGAAGGAAGACGACACUGGCUGUGUGGAAAAGAUGCUGUGUCUGAUUGAGUGCUCCCAGCUCGGUCUCCAGGAGUCAGAGUUACAGAUGUUGCUAGGCAACCCUGAAACAGCCACGCCCUUACCUGCGCUCACCUGGGGUCACGUGCUCAGGAGCCUGAGACGUUUCCUGAGAAACACGGCCGGCUACCAGAACCUUCCCGUGCUGGGGUUCUUCCAUCAUUCUAUCAGCAAGGUUGUACAGGAAAGCCUUAUCAAGACCCCCGCAGUCCGCCAAAAUUACCACCUCGCCCUGGCAGACUACUACCAGAGUCAGUGUGCCGUCCAGCAGCUUGUGGCCAGGAAGCUGCCGUACCAGCUACACAGGACUGGGAUGAACGGCAAACUUGUGGCAUUCUUACAGAAGGAUCCCAGAUCCUUAUACAUGACUGCAGCGGACAGACAGACGUACAUGAAUGGCGUGAGAUGUUCUAACAGGAUUCCCGCCGAAAAGGUGGACCUCAGAACCGCCGUCGUGUUGUGCCGAAUGUGUGCGACUAAAAACAAGGUCUUCACCCCUUCCAAGGAACCGAACAGGGACGUUUGCGUUAUCUGUGGACUAAGAACGACAACCAAGUCCCUCAGCCAACAGGUACAUUUCUGUGCCCUGCACGACCCACCUGACACUGCGGGGAAAGACUGGUGUAUUUCAUGCGAGAAGAGCGGCUGGAGGAUCAUGAGGAGCAGCAGGGCCCAUCUGUGUGUUCAGUGUAGCUCCAACUCUUUGGAAAACACGUGCGCAAAACUUCUGGUGUAGCGGUAAAACUUAACAGCUGUCACUUAGCAUUAAAGUAAUGACUAUGUUCGAACCAAUGAC